Messenger RNA from Kalmanozyma brasiliensis GHG001, 3876 nucleotides. RefSeq names its product RNA polymerase, beta subunit, protrusion. The record is from RefSeq and is a predicted model, not a curated record. The transcript has a single exon. The coding region runs from base 1 to 3876 and encodes 1291 amino acids. Gene Ontology annotation, biological process: DNA-templated transcription. NCBI's taxonomy places the organism in Eukaryota, Fungi, Basidiomycota, Ustilaginomycetes, Ustilaginales. Gene Ontology annotation, cellular component: RNA polymerase I complex; nucleus. Gene Ontology annotation, molecular function: DNA-directed RNA polymerase activity; DNA binding; ribonucleoside binding.
AUGUCGAGCUCCAUGUCCUCGGCUAGCUCCUCGAGCUCACGCUCGUCCUUCGAGGGGCCCUCCACCCCACCCGACACAGUUCACUCGCUACCCAACUCGCUCAAAGCGGCACGACAGGAAGCCGGCAUCGAUGCAGAAGAGCCGAUCUGGAAGAAGCGACACACUUUCUUCCCGCUCGAGCGUCAAGAGCGCUACUCGGCUCCAACAGACAAGGGCUUCGUUGCGCCGGAGCUGACCGAGCUCGUCGCACCAAACAUCGAGUCGUUCAAUGCACUCUGGGCGGAAGACCCCUCGCUGGACCCGCCAGCAUCCGCAGCAGUGUCUGGGUUCGUCAACGAGGGAGUCGGCUUGCUCGAAAAGAGUCUGCGCCGUUUGCCGCCAAGAAUUGUCUUCGAUGGACAGGGAGAUGCGAAUGGUGGUUUCGGCAACAGGAUCACUCUGCGCAUGGACAGCGUCAACCUGUCCAAGCCGCUCGUCAACGAACGCGCCAAGGGCGUGCGCGAACGUAGGGUCUUCCCCACCGAGGCGAGGGAGAGGCUCUUCACCUACACAGGAAAGCUCACUGCACGACUCUGCUGGAGCGUCAACGGCGACCCGGAACAGAGCGACAUCGUCGCGUUGGGCAACUGCCCCGUCCUCGUCCGAUCCAAUCGAUGCAACCUGCGUGGCAUGUCAUCCAGAGAGCUCGUAGCUCACCACGAAGAAGCCAACGAGUUCGGCGGCUACUUCCUGGUCAACGGUAACGAGCGUCUCAUCCGAUACCUCAUCGUCGCCAAGGCCAACAGUCCACAAGCCAUCGAACGACCCAGUUUCGAGAAGCGUGGUCCAAGCUACUCGAACAAGGCCAUCGUCAUCCGAUGUCUGCACAAGGAGGACCUCAUCAGCGUCACCAACGCCGUCCACUACCUUCACAACGGUGGUCUGACACUGCGAUUCAGCUGGAGGAAGCAGGAGUACAUGGUACCUGUGGUCAUGGUGCUCAAGGCGCUCGUCGACGCUACGGACAAGGAGAUCUUCGCUUCGAUUGUUCAGGGCGACUUCGAAAACACUUUCCUCACGGACCGUGUCGAGCUGCUGCUGCGCAACUUCAAGCAGUACAGCCUCUGGUCGGGUCACCAGUGUCUCGAGUACCUCGGAUCCAAGUUCCGCGUCGUCCUGGGCUGUCCCGAGGACUGGACCGAUGCGCAGGUCGGAAGCGAGCUCAUCCACCGCAUCUUCCUCGUCCACCUCGACAGUCCUCGUGAAAAGUUCAAGAUGCUCAUCUUCAUGAUUCAGAAGCUCUACUCGCUCGUCGCCGGCGAGUCGUGCGCUGACAAUGCCGAUUCGCCGCAGCACCACGAGAUCCUCAUGCCUGGUUUCCUGGUCGGUCAAAUCAUCAAGGAGCGUGUCGACGAGGCGGUCGGCAACAUCCGUGCUCAGAUCGCAAGGGACGUCCGCAUGAAGAUCAAAGGUCUCGACUUUUACGACACCCGCUACAUCAAGAAGACCGUCUCCAAGGUCAACAUCGACAUUGGCGUCAAGAUUGCUUCGUUCCUCGCCACGGGUAAUCUGUCGUCGCCCUCCGGUCUGGAUUUGCAGCAGACAUCCGGUUUCACCAUCAUGGCUGAGAAGCUCAACUUCGCGCGAUACCUCGCUCAUUUCCGUUCGGUCCAUCGUGGUGCUUUCUUCGCCGAGCUCAAGACGACGUCGGUUAGGAAGCUGCUCCCGGAAGCGUGGGGUUUCUUGUGUCCCGUACACACGCCAGACGGUUCGCCAUGUGGUCUGCUUAACCACUUUUCGCAUACGUGCAGGAUGACCACCCGUCAGCCGGACGUGUCGCACAUCCACGCGCUGCUGUCCGGCCUUGGCAUGACGGAAGCUGCCUUCGCUGUCGGUGCUGUUGGCGCUGCUAGUCAGAAGAACGCCAAUGCGCACGAGAGUGUCGUUGUGGUCCAGCUCGACGGUUCCAUCCUCGGCUACACCACCCCAUCGCUCGCCAAGCACAUGGCCACUGCGCUGCGAAUCUGGAAGACCGAGGGCCUGCACCACGUCCCUCUCGACCUCGAGAUUGGCUUCGUCCCCACAUCUCGAGCAGGCCAGUACCCUGGUCUCUACCUCUUCUCGAGCCGUGCUCGUAUGAUGCGACCCGUGCGGCUCAUCCACAACAACAAGAUCGACAUGGUCGGCCCCUUUGAGCAAGUCUACCUCGACAUUGCCUGCGACCCUCAAGAGGUCGUGCCCGGUGUGUCGACCCACGUCGAGCUUGCCCCCACGUCGAUCCUCUCCGUGUUGGCCAACCUCACGCCUUUCUCGGACUACAACCAGUCCCCAAGAAACUGUUACCAGGCUCAGAUGAUGAAGCAAACGAUGGGUACCGCCUCGACCGCCGUGAGCAGGAGGACGGACAACAAGCUGUACCGCAUCCAGACACCGCAAACACCCGUGGUGCGACCGGAGCUCUACAACAAGUACGGCUUCGACGACUACCCCAACGGCACCAACGCCAUCGUUGCGGUCAUCUCGUACACCGGCUACGACAUGGAAGACGCCAUGAUUCUCAACAAGAGUGCGCACGAGCGCGGGUUCGGCUACGGCACCGUCUACAAGUCCGAGACCAUCGACCUGCGCGACCUCAAGGGCAAGUCGAGCUCGAGCGUGCCCACCCUCCACUUCGGGUUCGCGCCUGGCUCGCGUGCCACUGAAGCGCAGCGCGCCAUCCUCGACCAGGACGGUCUGCCCUACGUCGGCCAGAAGGUGUUGGCGGGUGAGCCCAUCUGCGCCUACUGGGACGAGGUGAGCGGCAAGACCAUGUUCAAGAAGUUCAAGGGUGACGAGUACGCCUACGUCGACACGGUGCGUCUUCUCGGCUCGGACGCUGGUUCUGGUGGAGGCGACAGCGAGUGUCAGAAGGUGCAGAUCAUGUUGCGCAUCACGCGUGCGCCCGUCAUCGGCGACAAGUUCAGUUCGCGUCACGGUCAGAAGGGUGUAUGCUCGCAGAAGUGGCCCGCGGCCGACAUGCCGUUCUCCGAAAGCGGAAUGCAGCCCGAUUGCAUCAUCAACCCUCACGCCUUCCCGUCACGAAUGACGAUUGGAAUGCUGAUCGAGUCGAUCGCCGGCAAAGCAGGCGCGAUGCACGGUAUCGCCCAGGACUCAACACCGUUCACCUUCAGCGAGGACUACACGCCCACCGAGUUCUUCGGCGAACAGCUCAAGGCGGCGGGGUACAAUCACGUCGGUAACGAGCCGAUGUACUCCGGUAUCACGGGACAGGAGCUUCGGGCGGACAUCUAUCUGGGGGUGGUGUACUACCAACGUUUGCGUCACAUGGUGAACGACAAGUUCCAGGUGCGAACGACGGGUCCCGUGCACGCGUUGACGCGCCAGCCGAUCAAGGGACGAAAGCGUGCUGGUGGUAUCCGUUUCGGUGAGAUGGAACGCGAUGCGUUGUUGGCGCACGGAACGUCGUACAUGCUGCAGGAUCGACUGAUGAACUGCUCGGACUACUCGACGUCGUACGUCUGUCGCACGUGUGGGUCGCUCUUGUCGGUGGGUUUCGACACGUCGUCUUCGACUACGGGCAACGGUGCUGGUGGUGCCAUUUCGACGAUUGACGUGACGACGCAAGGAUCGACGCCCAUUCUGGGACCCAAUGGAGAAUUCUGCCGCGUUUGCAGGGCCGAGGAUGACGUCCGUCGCCAACAGGGCCUCGAACCGCUCCGUGGCAAGCGACAACCCAUCGGUGGCGUCGAGGCCCACGUCAGCAUCCCGCACAGCAACGUCAUCAACAAUGUCACCGGCGGCGAUCUCGACGUGGUUGCCGUGCCAUAUGUGCUCAAGUACCUCGUCGCCGAGCUCGCGGCGAUGGGCAUCAAGAUGAGCUUUGGUGUCUCGCCCUAG